Messenger RNA from Camelina sativa (false flax), 2019 nucleotides. Its product is annotated as cysteine-rich receptor-like protein kinase 15. Gene Ontology annotation, biological process: protein phosphorylation; defense response to bacterium. Gene Ontology annotation, cellular component: plasma membrane. Gene Ontology annotation, molecular function: protein serine/threonine kinase activity; ATP binding. NCBI's taxonomy places the organism in Eukaryota, Viridiplantae, Streptophyta, Magnoliopsida, Brassicales, Brassicaceae. The record is from RefSeq and is a predicted model, not a curated record.
AACAUGUCUUCCUCGGUGUCUUUCAUCUUCCUUUUCCUUUUCUUUUUCCUCAGUAGCUUCAAAGCUUCUGCUCAAAAUCCUAUUUACACACUCCAUGUCUGUCCGAACACGACAACGUUCACAAGAAAUAGCACUUACUUCACCAAUCUCAAAACCCUUUUGUCUUCUCUCUCUUCUCCUAACGCUUCUUACUCCACAGGAUUCCAGAACGCCACUGCUGGACAAGUCCCCGACAGGGUCUUCGGACUUUUCCUUUGCCGGGGAGACGUCUCGCCGGAAGUUUGCCGUAACUGCGUCGCCUUCUCCGUUAACGAAACCCUAACUCGGUCUCCCAAAGAGAGAGAAGGCGUGCUUUAUUACGAUGAGUGUAUGCUCAGAUACUCUCACCAGAAUAUUCUAUCGAAACUUACACUUGAUGAAAAGUUUCAAGCACUCAAAAUGAACGGCAAUGAAGUUUCACCUAGCGUAAUAGACCGAUUAAAUUAUUUGGUGUCGUCCACGCUGAACCAAGUUGCCGUAGAUGCAGCCAACAGUCCUAGAAAGUUCUAUACGAGAUGGGUCGACUGGAAUUCACUUGAGACACUGUACACCCUGUUUCAGUGCACUCCUGAUCUGACGAGACAAGACUGUUUGCGUUGCUUGCAAGAAUCCAUCAAAGGAAUGUCUCUUUCCAAAAUUGGGGGGGGACGACUUGUUUUCCCGAGCUGUAAUUCAAGGUACGAGCUUUAUGCGUUCUACAACAAAACUGCCAUUGAAAUACUACAACCACCACCGCUGCCACCUGCUUCUACUCCUCCCGUGUCAUCUCCUCUGCGAACUGGGAAAGGUGGGAACGCAACUGUCUUAACGGUAGCCACCGUUGUGUCUAUUGUUGUGGUUGUUCUGCUUUUUAUAGCGGGUUACUGUUUCCUUGCAAAAAGGGCAAAGAAGAGUUAUGAAACAGCAUCUGUAUUUGAUGGAGACGAUAUAACAACCGCGGACUCACUGCAGCUCGAUUAUAGAACGAUCCAAAUUGCAACAAAUGGAUUUUCAGAGAGAAAUAAGAUUGGCCGAGGUGGAUUUGGUGAGGUUUAUAAGGGUACAUUUUCAAAUGGGACUGAAGUUGCGGUGAAGAGACUGUCGAAAACUUCAGGACAAGGUGAAGCAGAGUUCAAGAACGAGGUCGUUGUCGUGGCAAAACUUCAGCACCGAAACCUGGUAAGGCUUCAAGGAUUUUGUCUACAAAAUGAAGAAAGAAUAUUGGUCUACGAGUAUGUGCCCAACCAAAGCCUUGAUUACAUCAUCUUUGACCCAACGAAAAAACGUCAGCUGGACUGGACUCAACGAUACAAUAUCAUAGGAGGGACUGCUCGGGGGAUUCUAUAUCUUCAUCAAGAUUCACGGCUCACGGUCAUACACCGUGAUCUUAAAGCGAGUAACAUUCUCUUGGAUGCAGAUAUGAAUCCGAAAAUUGCUGAUUUUGGAAUGGCUAAGAUCUUUGGAUUGGACCAAAGCCAUGAGAACACAAGCAAAAUAGUUGGGACCUAUUUUGUAGUGGAUUUCAGUGGUUACAUGUCUCCUGAAUAUGCGAUGUGUGGCCAGCUGUCAAUGAAAUCUGAUGUCUAUAGCUUCGGAGUGUUAGUUCUUGAGAUUAUAAGCGGUAGGAAGAAUAGCAGCUUCGUCAAGACAAACGGCGCACAAGACUUGGUCACACAUACUUGGAGGCUUUGGAGUAAUGGAACAGCGUUUGACCUUGUGGAUCCAAUUAUUCUAGAUAAAUGCCAGACGAGUGAAGUGGUUCGAUGCAUCCAUAUAGGUCUUUUAUGUGUUCAAGAAGAUCCUAUUGAGCGUCCUACCUUGUCAACCAUUUUUGUGAUGCUCACGAGUAAUACUAUGACUUUAUCAGUGCCUCGACAACCAGGAUUUUUCAUUCAAAGUAGACCUAGAAAGGACCCACUUGAUUCAGAUCAAACUACAUCGACCAGGUCUGUUCCAGGGUCCGAUGACGAUACAUCAAUCAGUGAUUUAUAUCCUCGAUGA